CAUUAUUUUAAUUUGGUUUUCGCGUACGGGAUCUCCACCUCCAUCAAACCACCCAAAAGAUUCCUCUGGAUGAAUGAGCAGGAAAGAAGCUCUGCGAAAAGAAUGGAGAAAAUGAGAGAGGUAGCUGAUGCCUACUACAAGGCCGGGGCCGAAGACAUUAAGCAGCUGGCACACGACUUCUUCAAUUCCAUGGAUCUGAAUGGAGAUCGAAGAGUGAUCCUGCGCGAGUACUUGGCUUUCACGGAGAAGAGAGGCUACAUCCGAAUGAGCAAUCAAGAAUGGUUUCGAAAGCUUGACAAGGAUAGGAAAGGGAGUCUGGGUUUCCAUGAUGUGAUGACUCUGUGCUACAUAGUUAAGAGUGGGAGACCAUUUUGCAAAGGGUGUGGAGAAUUUAUGAGUGGAGUGUUCUUUACUUGUGUGAAAUGCUUCGACCACUCUCCUAGCUGCUUCUCUGUGUGUCUUCAAUGCUAUGAAAGCAAUAAUAUAGAGCAUGAGCACAAAGAAUUUUUGGAUAACUUCGCAUUGCUUGAAGCCAAGCGGAGGAAAUCCCAAUUUCCGGCACUGAGGGCCACAGCCGCACAAGUUCAGACUCUCCUCAAGGAUUCUCAUCCUCAAGGCCCUGAGAUAAUGAAGGAGCUGCGCCAGAUUGCUACGGCCUAUUGCAGAAGCACAUCAGAAGACAUUAAGGAGAAGGAGAAGAUACGCAAGUUUUUCAGCUCAAUGCAUUAUGGAAAUCAUGAACGCGUGGCCCUCCAUGAGUUCCUAGAGUUCAUGAGGCGGAAAGCCUACAAACACUUGACCAAUAAUAACCUGGAUCUUGAGUUCAUGAAUACUCCAGAAUUCUUCAGGAAACUAGACAAAGAUAAAAAGGGACUCAACUUCUCCGAUGUAAAAACUCUCUACUAUAUCAUCCAAAGUGGAAGGCCAUUUUGCAAAGGGUGUGGGGAAUUUAUCGAGGGAAUGUUCUUCACCUGUGUCAGCUGCUUCGAGCGCGGUAGCACCUGCUUCUCUCUAUGUCUUCACUGUUACAAUGCCCAAAAAUUUAUCCACAGCGCCACCCAUCAUCUGUUUUUGGAUAACUACGCUUUGCUUGAAGCCAUGAGGGAAACCGCUUGGAAAGCCAACAGACCAAAGACUCAUGUGAAGGUGAAUGAUUCAAAGCAAAGUGCCUCCCUUGCCAUGUUGCUAAAGAUAGAUACUUCAGAGGGAAGCACUUCUUCACCUGGUCCUAUUGUCCCAUUGAAUAACAAACUGCCUAAUUUCACUACAAAGCCAAACACUUCUUCUCUUGGUCCAAUUGUGCCAGUGAUUAAUAAGCCAAGCACUACAAAAGCAAUCACUUCUUCAGCUCAUUCUCUAGUAAAAGUGAUUAAUAAGACUACUAGUGCAAAGGAUACAUUCGAAGCCUUGGAAGGAGCCAUGAAUAUGGCGAUCGCAGCUGCAAUGACUGUUUCUGGUUUUUCUGCUGUCUGUGUCAUUCUGUGAGAAAUCCAUUAGUAGUCAUUCUGCUCCAUCUCUAUUAGAAAUUUACUAAGCAUUAGAUUUGUGUAGGCUUGCUAAGCUAUAAUAAGGUAUGAACAUCCACAGUUUGUGUUAUUCCUUUAAUGUGAUAUAUCUAUUUUUAUAA
Messenger RNA from Vitis vinifera (wine grape), 1627 nucleotides. RefSeq lists its product as hypothetical. NCBI's taxonomy places the organism in Eukaryota, Viridiplantae, Streptophyta, Magnoliopsida, Vitales, Vitaceae. The record is from RefSeq and is a predicted model, not a curated record. Bases 70 to 1485 code for a protein of 471 amino acids. The transcript is spliced from 7 exons.